Molecule: messenger RNA, 2609 nt
Organism: Triticum urartu
Lineage: Eukaryota; Viridiplantae; Streptophyta; Magnoliopsida; Poales; Poaceae
Biological process (GO): proteolysis; protein desumoylation
Cellular component (GO): nucleus
Molecular function (GO): deSUMOylase activity
Source: RefSeq, a predicted model, not a curated record
AAUGUGGUAGUUUCUUACCAUUGACUCUCGUGCGGCAGGCCUCCUCCACAUACAGACGGACGCCGCGCCCCCGCCGUCUCUCCAUGGCGCCGCCCCUGCUCCUCCCUUUCCCCGCCCUUGACCGACGCUCACCGAGCUCCCCACAGCCCCCAUGGCGCCGCCGCUUCCUGCUGGAUCUCCUAAACAGUCGCGGGCUGGGCGGCGGCGCCACCCCCGGAUCUGGAACGGGCUGGGCGGUGUGAAGAGGAGCAGCGACGGCCGUCGACUGCCUCUAGUCGGUUGGCCGGGGUGCGACGUCCUCCGGUAGUUGACCAGCGCGGGGAAGUUGGCGGUUGGUGGCGGACGUUGCCGGCGAUUUGAACUACGCGAUAGCUUAUCAGCUGGACCAGGUACUCAUUACUCUUAUUAGAAAAGGGAGGAAGGUGGAACGAAGCAGAAAUAGCAUCAGCUCCAUGUCGUCAUUAUGUGUGCGUACAUGGAAACGAUGAGAGAAAUCUCCAACAUGUGCGGCCUACCUUACUACAUCAUGUCGUCACUAUGUGAAGAUCCAACGCUUGUCCGCAGUGAGCAUGUUCGUUGGUUCAGACUUGAUCUGCCUGCAUAUGCAAUGUUGUCAUGGUGGCAACAGGAUGUGAUGCCUGCCAGGCAGCACGUCAGCCUUAAUUAGCAAACAGCAUGGCAGCGAACAAAGAUGUACCAGGAUGCUUACAGAUUAGUAAGCUAGCUAGCCUUCCCCAUGGAGUGUCUCCGCCUGACGUCGGUCUCCAGCCCUGGCGACGCAUGCAGCAGGCUGCAGGCGGUGGCCGUCAGUCUCAGGACGGCGGCCAACUCUGACGAGCUCCUCACCCGCCUACUCCAUCAUGGCAGAAACCUGGUGUUGGACAACACUGACAUUCAGCAACCAGAUGCUGCUGCUGCUGAAGCUCACUUCUUCCUUCCCAAUGCCAAUUUGAAAGAACCUGCUGAGAAAAUGGUCAAUGUCCACAGACCUCUUUCUGAUCUUCACCAUGAAAUGGACGAUUUCUAUCCAGUUUGUUCUGUGAUGCCCAGCCAGAGUAUUACUGACAAGAAUCACAAUGUCAUAGUUACUCUGGAUCACUCUCAGCAAUCAAAUGCUAAUCCCUCCGGUAAAAAAUGUGUGAUAAUUACGUGCAGACGUUUCACUUCCCCUGUUUCUGCUGCUGACACAACUGCAGAAGCUCCACUUUCCAAUGAUUCUCCAGAUGUGCAGAUUUCUGAUGAAAGGAAGUUCGACGUGAGUUGCCGUCAAUUGUGUAAAAAUGUCGAUGAUGCUUCUAAUAGCAUUAUCAGUUCUGCAAAGCCUCAUGACAAUCGCUCUUCCGAUUAUACCCCCGCAUCCAAAGUUCAGUAUGUAAUCAAGGUUAGCACUAGUUCUUCUAGAAGAAAGAAAACACCUCAUGAUCCGAGGAGAGUUCUUCUCUCAUCCAGUCCUUCUGUCCCUGAAACAAAUCGAUUUCCGGUCUCUGCUCUUGAGAGGAGAUAUUAUGCGGUGUUUUGCAGACUUGCACGGAGUGAAAGAUAUCAGUGCAUGACUGCCAUUAUAUAUCGCAAGGUCCGCUGCUCCUACCUCUCUCUUGGUCAGUCAUUGAUGCCAGGGGGUCAUGUCAAUAACUUUCUGAUUUCUGUUUUCUGCCGGAAAUUGUUUGAUGAUUGCCAUCCAUCAGUUUCUAAAAAACAUUACUUCUUCUCUUAUAUUGGGGAAAACAUUCUAAAAUACAAUAAUAAAGAUCAGUUUAAACUCAUAGAAAAUACUUUUGAAGGUGCAAGUCUAGUAAAGAAAAUUGAUGCAUGUGAACUGCUAUUCUUUCCUAUAUGCCAUUGUAAGCACUGGUUUUUAUUUGUUGUCGACCUACAAAACCGUCAAUUUGUAUUUAUGGAUUCCUUGUUCCAUAAGAAGUCUCGUUAUCAAGUUGUGGUCAGCGAGAUGCUUGUUGGUAAUUUCCAACAUUUGUGGAACGAGAUAGUUGAUCCAGAGUAUAUCUUCGAUAAUUUCAGAAUUGUCUAUCCUGAUAUGCCAAGACAAGGAAACGGGAAUGAUUGCGGUGUCUUUGUGAUGAAAUGUAUGGAAAUCUGGACUCCUAGAGUUGUUCUUCAUGAUUAUUUCUCAAGAGUCAACAUUCCAAAUAUACGGAUACAAUACGCGAAUCAGCUGUUCUUCAGUUCUAAGAAUACCGCUGAUAAGUCUCUGGUAACACAUUUCCUUCGAGAGGGCAAAUUUCAUCGUGUCAGAAAGAGUGUAACUUCAGAGUCCAACGUGUCUCGGUAACCAGGACAGAGGAGAAAUAGAUAUUGUUUCACAGACGAAUGUGUCUCAGUAAACAGGACAUAGGAGAAAUAGAUACUGUACUAGGACCAUGCCCGCUUGUUGCCGCAGAAAAUUGUGAUUACGUUUUCAUUGAUGGUUUUAGCCAAAUUAGUUGUAUGUCAUCUAUUGUUAUGGUGCAGUAAACAUUGGCGAGAAACAAAGAAUGACAUGCACCUAGAUCGAAGAUUGAAGACAACAAAGUAGUGCAGCAAAGUACAUUCCCAAUCACCAAAUGAAGAAUCUGUGGACGCCUGAGUGUGGUUUCCCAGCUCCUUAAUAUCCA